Messenger RNA from Amphibalanus amphitrite, 2408 nucleotides. RefSeq names its product zinc finger protein 277-like. The record is from RefSeq and is a predicted model, not a curated record. The transcript is spliced from 2 exons. Bases 95 to 1420 code for a protein of 441 amino acids. NCBI's taxonomy places the organism in Eukaryota, Metazoa, Arthropoda, Thecostraca, Balanomorpha, Balanidae.
UAUUUCAUCCAAGGACUGUCUUUGGAUUCCGAUAUUCUCUUGGUAAUCAUGCAAACUCGUUUAUUUCCAGUUGGCUGAGUAGCAGUUAAUCACCAUGUCGUCUGAGUCUGACACCAUUGAACGGCUGGUGGACCAGCGGUUCGACUCGGGCCCCUCUCUGUCGUUCCCCUGUGGCGACCCGGACCCGGGGGCCGAGGGGGACGCAUCUACUGACCAGUCGGCGCCGCUGCCGUGUCUCUGUUGUUCCGCCGAGUUCCCGUCCUCCGACCGGGACGCGCUCUCCGCCCACCUGCUGUCCGAGCACUGUCUGGUCGUGGCCGACCUGGCCCUGGUGGCCGACCUCGACCAGUACUGCCGGUACUGGGCACCUCGACUGUGUGCCGACGGCGGCCUCCGAGAGUACUGCUUCACCGUGCUCACCAACACGGGUCCCAGCGACGCGGCGCCCUCCGAGGAGUACUUCCUGCUGUCGCCCAAGCUUGACGAGGACCGGCUGCUGCGCGAGCGGCUGCAGCGCGCCCGCCUGGAGCGCGUCCUUGCCCGGCAGCAGCGCGAACGUACGAUGACGUUCAGUCGCGGCUGUCUGUUCUGUCGGCUGCAGUACUCCGGCAGGCUGGCCGGCUUCUUCGACCACCUGGCCGAGGCGCACAACUUUAGCGUCGGCCGGCCAGACAACAUCGUCUUUGGGCCCGAGUUCAUCGACGCCAUCGAGGCCAAACUGGAGGCGCUGCGGUGCCUCUUCUGUGACGGCGUCUUUCCCGACCGCGCCACGCUCAAAGAACACAUGCGCAAGAAGCAGCACAAGAAGAUCAACCCGGCGCACACGGCGUUCGACAAGUUCUACGUCAUCAACUACCUCGAGUUCGGCAAGGGCUGGCAGGAGAUUCAGCAGGAGCGUGACGAGGGCCCUCCGACCGGUUUCGACGAGCCGGGCUCUGACGACGACUGGUCCGAUUGGACGGAGGCCCCCUCAUCCGGCGCCGUCUGCCUCUUCUGCGAGUUCUCCACAAUCGACGUGGACGCACUCUCCGCACACAUGCGUGCAGAGCACCAGUUUGACUUCCCCGAGCUCAAGUCGCGCCUCCGGCUCUCGUUCUACCAGCAGGUGAAGCUCGUCAACUACAUUCGUCGGCAGAUGGUGGAGCGCGCGUGUCUCUUCUGUCAGGAGACACUCCCGACUCGCGCGACUCUCCUAGAGCAUCUCCGCGCGGCCGACCACCUGCGGGUACCCGAACCUUCAAUCUGGGACCAGCCGCAGUACUUUUUCCCCACGUAUGAGAACGACUCACUGCUGUACGCCCUGGAGGAAGCGGAAGGCGUAGACGAUGAUGUGCCCGUGUUCCCUGAGGACGCAGUCGAUGUUCGGCAGUCGGUACUGGCAGACAGCGCUGUCAGACAGGAGCUCGGAGGUCACGCGUGACGCGGUGUGACGCUUAGUGCUAAAUCGUGACGGCUUGUGGCGCCUCUGUGACGAUGGCGUGGAGGGUAUACACGGUGCAAUCAACGGAGUGACUUGAUAUAGGCGAGCUGUGAAACUUGAUGAAAUGUGUCUGCAGCAGAGAACCGAAGUUUGCGUUGCGAUCAGCAGUCGACACGCACUAAAACCUCAGACGGAUAAACGUGGUGAGUACAUAUUGUGAUGAGCCUGGGUGCUUUGGGCGGGAAGGACGCGUUUCAAGUAUUUCCACCUCCAAAUAAGUCUGCCGUUCUUGUGCUAUUGGGAGCUGAUGCAACCUAGCACAGCCUCUCUUGCCAUCCCUGUGUGAAAAUGUUAAACAGCAGCGUAGCGUUUCAACAAGACCAAUGCUUAUUACAUAUUGCUCAGGUGUAUGCGUUGACGUCCAGUAAUAGGGAGGUGGCACUCCAAAUUUAAAGUAUUGUAAUACUGAAAAGGGUUAUUAUUCGGAGGCAUAAUUAUCGAUGCCCCGCUUAGUGCUUGCUUUCGAAGGACUCAUGUUAUGUGUGUGGUUUUAUGCCGUUAAUGAUUAGCGAUGUUCUGUUUUGACUGUAUCUGCAGUGGUUUUGUUGACUUACCUUCCGUGUUCCACUUCCACGCGUUACGAUGUGCAGCCAAAUGAUAGACCGCAACACUGCUUCAACAUUUACGCACUCCGGUUUUAUAACAAAUUUGUGCAGCUCGACCGGGUUGGGCCGGUGCGCAGUCUGUGCGCAUGUUUUUGUGAAUUUGCUAAAGUGCUUUGCAAACGGGUUUUGAGUUAAGAUUGUCCCAAACCUGCGGCUGACCGCACAAUCGAACGAUAAAGGCUAUAUCGCAUGCCCCAAUAUUGUGUGGUAUCUUGCGGUAAAUGCCAUUCUCUAUUCUGUCUGGGCUCGCAUUUGGUUUUCACUAGCAAAAGCUUCCAACUGUUUGUGUAUAUUUAUACCCUGGCUGAAUGUCAAGGAAAAUA